CCGCAUUUCCUCUAGUCCAGUCGGUGGCGGUAAUGCACCAAAACACCAAGAAGAAGAAGAACGAUACAAGAAGAAAAAGGAGAUUGCGCCGCGGUCCUGUGUUUGUUGUGAUUCAGCUGAAGAAAGUGUCCAGAAAAAUCUCCCGUUAUAAACAUGGCGUUUAUUAAAGAGGAGAGUGAAGAGAUGAAGAUUGAAGAAGCGUUCAGUGUGAAAGAAGAAGAUAUUGAGGAACAAACAGACCGGAUGGCACUGAAAGAGGAGAGAGAAGUACUAGAUGAAGUGGAAGAGAAAGUUCAUGAUUUCAGAACUAGAGAAGAAUCUUUCAAAAGUUCACAGACUGAAAAGGCUUCCUCACGAAAAAGAGCUCAAAAGACAGGAAUUUUCUUUUUUACUUGCUUUCAGUGUGGAAAGAGUUUCAGUCAACAUGAAAAACUUAAAGACCACAUGGGAAUUCACAAUGGAGAGAAGCCUUUCACCUGCAAACAGUGUGGAAAAAGUUUCACUGAAAAAGGAAACCUGAAUGUUCACAUGCGAAUUCACACUGGCGAGAAACCAUACGCAUGCCCCGAGUGUGGAAAGAGUUACUCUUCAAAAGCAGCCCUUACAAGCCACACGAGAAUUCACACUGGAGAGAGGCCUUACACCUGCAAAUUGUGUGGAAAAUGCUUUACAGCAGAACUAAGCUUUAGGUAUCACAUGAACAUUCACACUGGAGAGAAGCCGUUCAAAUGUGAUAAGUGUGAAAAGAGUUUUGCACGUAAAGGAAGCCUUAAUUCCCACAAGACCGUUCAUUUAAAAGAGAACUGUUUUACAUGUCAUCGGUGUGGAAUGAGUUUUCCUAACCUGAAACGCCUCAACAGGCAUGUGAUAAUUCAUCCUGGAGAGAAGCCUUUCAAAUGCCCGCAAUGUGAAAGGAGUUUCCGAUUCAAUAAAUACCUUAAGACUCACAUGAGAAUGCACACUGGAGACAAGCCUUUCACGUGUCAUCUCUGUGGAAAUAGUUUUGUUCAUAAAUCAAGCCUAAAGACUCACAUGAGAAUUCACACUGGAGAGAAGCCUUUCACAUGCCCUCAGUGUGGAAAUAAUUUUGCAUAUAAAGAAUCCCUUGAUUGCCACAUGAGAACUCACACUGGAGAAACCCCCUUCAGCUGCAAACUGUGUGGGAAAAGCUUCUCACAAAAAGGAAACCUUAGGUAUCACAUGAGAAUUCACACUGGAGAUAAGCCUUUUAAAUGUGAUCAGUGUGGAAAGAGUUUCAGACAUAAAGGGACCAUUAAGAACCACAUAAAGUCUCACUUAAGAGCAAACUCUUUUAUAUGCCAUCAGUGUAGACAGAAUUUCGCCAACAGAAAAGAUCUUAAGAAGCACAUAACAACUCACAUCGGAGAGGCACCUUUCAUGUGCCAUCACUGUGGAAAAAGUUUCACACUUAAAGGAAGCCUCAAGACUCACUUGAGAAUUCACUCUGGAGAGAAGCCUUUCACGUGCCAUCACUGUAGAAAGACUUUCAGAUUCAAAGGAAACCUCCAGACUCACAUUCGACUUCACACUGGAGAGAAACCUUUCACGUGUCUUGAGUGUAAAAAGUGUUUUACAUACCAAAGAGACCUAAAACGUCAUUUGCUAAGUCAUUCUGGAAAGAAUCUGCAGAGUUCUGAGUGUGGCAAGAGGUUUGUAAAAAGGAGCAAUUUCAAAAAUCCCCUGCCCAUUCACUCUGGAGCAAGACGAUUUAAUUGUGAUCAGUGUGAUAAAAAAUUUAUUGUACUAUCGCACUUAAAGAUACACCUGAAAAGUCAUGCGGAUGUGAGACCCUAUUUGUGUUGUUCAUGUGGAAAGAGAUUUAAAUGGCUUAGCAAUUUAAAAUGGCACCAGAAAAUACGUGUCUGUGUAAAAUUAAGGCUACGGUCACGCCGCACCUGAAUGUAGGCCAAAAAUGAACUACUGACGUUAGAAUCAAAAUAUUCAAUAAACAUUUGUUCUGCUGUGAAAUGCCACCAUUGAAGAUUAUGAAUAAAUGGACGAACUGAAUGAUAUAAUGAACAUUGCACUGC
Messenger RNA from Onychostoma macrolepis, 2051 nucleotides. Its product is annotated as gastrula zinc finger protein XlCGF57.1-like. The transcript is spliced from 3 exons. Gene Ontology annotation, biological process: regulation of transcription by RNA polymerase II. Lineage: Eukaryota; Metazoa; Chordata; Actinopteri; Cypriniformes; Cyprinidae. Gene Ontology annotation, molecular function: DNA-binding transcription factor activity, RNA polymerase II-specific; RNA polymerase II cis-regulatory region sequence-specific DNA binding. The coding region runs from base 154 to 1920 and encodes 588 amino acids. The record is from RefSeq and is a predicted model, not a curated record.